GGCUUCACCGGUGUUUUUGUGUACAAUCGUCCCCCUUCCGCCUAAGGGAGGUGCGUGGAGUUUGAGAGGGUGGUUUGUUAUUGUUGGUGUGGGAGAGAGAGAGAGAGUGGAAAAGCCUGUUUUUGGUUGAAAACCGGCGUAAAAAAUUUUCAAGAUUUAGUGAAUUUGUGACAAAUUUGGAUCCGAUUUUGGAAGUUUUGAGGUAAUUCAAAGUGAAAACUCGUAAUUAUAAGGUGGAGGAAAAAGUGCGUGGGUGGAGAUCCUCAAACCCCGGAAAAUUUCUUCGUCCUUCCUAAGAGAUCCCGAAAAAGAAAGAGUUCUUUUAACAUCUUGAAGAAAAAACAAAAAAAAAGGAAAAGUUUCGGGUGGAGAUUUUUAAUCUGCCUUCGGUGCGGUGUGUUAAGAUUGCUAAUUUAGUAAAGUGCUGGGAAAAGAAAACCUUAACCAAAAAGCGACCCUUAAUGGAUUAGCUGCUGUGGCCAGCCCGGAAGUUCAAAGGAUUUCGAGCGGAAAAUUUGUGCGAUCCUGCGGAAUUUCAACUGAUUUUUUUGCUGCUUCCAGUUGAUGAGUUGGCAACUUUAUGCCUUUUCGGUGGAAAAUUGUGGAAAAAAUAGAAGGAAAAGGAAAGGAAAACUGCAACCGUUAAACGUGACCUUCAAAGUAUUGAUUUUUGCUGCAGUUGGCGUCAUUUUCCGGUGGAAAAGAGUUUUCCCGGAAACGAACAGGAAAUUUAAAAAAGUGCAUCGCGUGAUAUAAUUUGCGAGAAGGAUUAAGUGAGUUGAAGGAGGGAAAAUCAACUAAAAGAAUAAUUGAAAAAUUAUCAAUCAUAAAAAUCGUGUUUCUCAGUGUGAAAACAGGUGUGAAAAUCGCUUGGGAAAUCCAGUUGUAUUGUGGGAAAAUUGCAACUUGUGAAAAUAACAAACCAACAGAAGGAGGAAAAAAAUCGUUUGCAUAUUUUGAUUGACACGUGGCGUGAAGAAAAAAAAAGCGAGCUAAAAGAAAAUUUUGUGGUGAAACAAACAAGUGUCGAAAAAUAAUUUGGUUGAAAACAAGUGUGAGUGCAACAGAAAAAAAAAGAAGAAGAAAAAUAAACAGAAAUUUUCUCUGUUAAGGUGUGAGUGACCAAUCGUCGUUCUGUGGAUUGCACUUUUGAAGUGCAAAUAUAUUGCAUUUUUGGACACGCCAGCGUGUCGUGAAUCGUGGACCAGGUGGUUUAUUUAUAAAAGCGGUUUCAUCGUGCGGGAUUUUGCAGUGUGGUUUUUGCGGUUAAAAGGCUUGGGUGAAGUUAAUCAUCGCACAGAUUGUCAUAAAUCAAGUGAAAUGAGAAGUAACUUCAGCUUCAAGAUAAAUUCCAUCCCAGUAACAGUGCUAUGAUAAGAUCACUGACCUAAUUUAACGAAAUCGCCUGAAAAACAAAACCAGCAGCAAUGACAGCAGCAUAUCAGCUCAGAACUCCAAAAGACUUGAAACCAAAUACGUAGCCAGCACGAAAUGGCCAAAAAUCGUCAUCACAUCUAGCGAUCGUAGAAUCUCAUCAUCUCUCAUCAUCACUCUUCAUCGAGCACUCACAAAACUUGCUCAAGCCUCUAGCAUAACUGUAGAAGAGUCACUCGUCUAGCUAUCCCACAAACUACUGUUCAAAAUGUCCAUCACGGGUUCGCUGGUCGGCUACGAGAACAACAAUGACGUGUCCGCGACGAAGAAGAACCGCUCGCUGCUCAACAUUACCGGCACGUCCAACGCGUCCUCGAAGCAGUGCCAAAGUCUAAACUCGAGCCUCACGAACAGCGUCAUGACCAGUGCCAGCACCCGCAGCCACCGGAUGGACGGAGGAGGUUCCUCCGGCAAGAAGCAUCGCCGGUUACAUCUGAACACGCUGUGGUCCGUGUGGUACGGAGUGCUGGUCACCCUGCUGCAGGCCUACCUUGUGCUCCAAGGAACCCAUCGAUAUCUGGGACUCUCGGCACUCAGCUGGAAGUACGAAAAGCCGUCCACCGAACUGGACAUCCAGAUCGUGUUCUGUGGCCUGGUGGUGCUGUUUCUGCCCCUUCUUCUGGCGGCCGCCAUGUUCCGCGUUGGCAAUCUGGCCAACGAUGGCAUCAAGCUGGCGUCCGGCACCAGACUGUGCUCGUCGGCACCCACCGACGGACUGGAGGAGGAGGCCUUCGAGGGAACGUUGAGAGCCCUUUGGAUACACGGAGGACCAACGUCUGCCUUCAUACAUAUCAUAACGGCAAUAUGUCUGCUACUUCCGCGAUUGCUUCUGGAAGCAAAAGUGAUCGAGAACGGACUUCUCCCAAAAGACGACCUCUGGCGCACCGACCUGGACUUUCUGGUGCCGCACAACGACCGGCUGGUGGUGCUCUCGUUCAUGACGCCAUCCUACCCAAACACCACCGUCAAACCCACGGUCCCGCUCGCCAACAGCGAGGCGUCAUCCUACGAGCGCAAACUCUACCAAAACGGCUACUUCGAGCACAGCGAUCUGGUGGAGAAGUUCCCGGCGUACGACGACGACGACGACGACGUCGGAGAAGAUCUGGACGACGACGACGAAGAAGCGUUUCGGACGCACGAAGCCCUGGAGAUGGAACGAAUCGAUCAGCACAGCCGCCAGUCGCCGAUUUCCAUCUCGACGAUGGAGAACUUCAACGUGUUUGAGAACCCGACGACGAUACACACGUUACCUCCGGUAAGAAAUCUACUGACGACUACGGUGGCUCCACCUACGAGCACAACGACUGAGACCACUACAACGCCGGUACCAACUACAAGACCGACAACAGCUCGAAAAAGCAAAGCUCACAACCGGAAGCACUCGAGCAAAUCGCACGGCUCAACCAAGAAGGAGAAAACUCAUCAAAACCAGCGUCUGGAGGAAGACUUUGACGCCCGGCUGGAGCUGCAACCUCAGAAGGAGUUUGACUUCGCCGACGUGGACGAAAUCACGACGCUGUUGGAGGUGAACCACAGUCGGAAGGUUCAACCGAGUGGUGGAAAGAUCACGCAAGCUACGACGGUCGCAGAUACGUCCACCACCGUAGCAACGAAACCGUCCUCAAAGAGUAGCGGAACCAGUAGCGGCACCAAAAAGACCAAAGACAGCAGCACACAUAUCAUCAAACCGGUCAAGAUCCCGGAGAACGCGAUCCCAUCGACUCCGGUGACGACCAACUCGAAGAUCAUCGAGAUCAAACCGAGCACAACGGGAGCGACUUCGAGGAGUACGCCGAAGAAGAUCAAGCGGUACACGUCGGACAACUACAGCAGCGAAAGCCUGGAAAGCUUGGAGAACAUUCCAAGCGUCGACGAAGAUGAGUUUAUCAUCAAGGACGAAAACGGAAUGGCGAUCCGUCCAGCGUUCCUGAUCGGGACCGUCCCCGGAAACGUCUCAAAUCAACCUAUUGAGCUUAAGGGGUUUGCCGGACUGCUCCAGCUUUUCCUAGGUGUCGACCGUCAGUUCAACGCGAAGCGCUGGACUUCCUCUCCCAGCUUAGAGUUCAUCAACCUGGCGAUCGCCCUGAUGGCUUGGGCGGUUCGCUACCCGUCCGUCUUCUGGCACACCUCAAAAUCAUUCGCGUUCGUGUUCAGCCUGCAGAUGAUCGCCAACGGACUGGACAUCCUGCUCAGCUUCGCCGGAGCCAGCGUGCUGUACAAGCUGCAAACCUUCGGACAAGCGCUACCACUCCAAGCGCCAGCUCUGAUCCUCAACGGAACCGUCACGAUCGCCCUCACGAUCCUCGCCGUUAUCCUGACGAUCGCUUCCUCGAUGGUCCUCUACCUGUACGGGCACGGCAAGCUGGCGGUCCGGAUACGGGACCGGCGGAUGAUUACCGCCAAGCAGAACACCGACGUGUGGGCUUACUUCGCGCACUGCUCCUCGCUGUGCUUCGUGUUAGCCCUCGCCGUUGUAAAGGCGCCCCUGCUGCACGAUCUGAGCGCUACCUACCGGGGAAGCCUGGACGGUGCCGUUCUGGCGGCAGCCCUCGGAUCCGUGAUCCACCUAUUCCUCUGGAUCGUGCUGUGGCUCUGCCUGACGGCUAAGCGCCGCUGGCACUUUAAGCUUCCUCCUCUGGAAGCCCCGAGCGGACUCCGACCCGGCGCGGCCCAACCGCUGCUCCGGGGAGGAUCGCUGCUCCGGACGGCAACCGGUCUCAAGGGAGCGGACUCGAUCGACGGCAACGGGGCAGGAAGCGGCAGCGAGGAGGAAACCGUGUACUGGCCCAAGCUCGCUCCGAACUCGCCCAAGCUGAAAGUAACCUUCAACGAAGUGACCAGUACGUCCGCGUCCGAUCACGGUGGUGGUGUUGGGGCCGAUGGCAAGCGCCAUCCGUCCGCUGCUGGAACCACGCUACGUAUGUCCAGUGUUACGGGGGAAACUGACGACGGAGACUACGCUACGCUAAGGGGCCCGUCCGGCGAUCUGUUGCUGCAGCAGCACCCCCACCACCCGGGGAUGGGCACCUUCAUCGACGGUGACCAUCAUCCGCUGCCGCCACCACCAUCCGAGGACCUGCUGAUGGUGCAAAACAACGACCACGCGGACGAUACCUCCGAGGAGGGCAAACUGUUGGCUUGCGUGCGCGACGACAGCGUCACGUACGCCUCGACCCGGGACCUGGAGCCGCCGAUCGCGCGGACCAUGUCACGCGAGACUUUCAUGAGGUCGCCGGAACAGCUGGGUAGCCCGCUGGCGCCGGUGACCGUCACCGUGCACAACAACGAGGCAGUGGUUCCCGGAUCAACGCCACGUUGCCUGCGUCGUGCCGAUUCCGGAAUGCCGAACGAGGCGCUGACUCCACGCUCGGACACCAACUCAACGGAGAGCUCCACCAGUCCGCCCGACUGUCGGGACGCUCCGUCGGAAGCUUCCAGCGGAAUUCACUCCGGCGAGGAGCGGGACGAGGUGGUGAUCCGGCCGCGAUCAGGUCCGUACAAGUCGAUCAUCAAGCCCCCUCCGCCGGCGAUCCAGGAGGAGCCGUUCGGUAGGUCGACCAACAUGAAAAUGUCCAGCUUCAACAAGGACGGCUCCAGCGCGACGCUUCCACUGACCCGCGGUUCCUCGGACGUCCGCAUGGACUAUCCCCAGUGCAGUACGAUGCCUCUUCCGGUGGGAUAUCACCACCAGCAGCACCACUACCACUCGCAGUCCUCCUUUACUCCGCCCAAUUCUUCCUCGCGGCAGCAGAUCGCUCCCCACCAACACACGACCCUUCCGAACGGUGUCCGCUACUCGUCGAACCAGUUCCUCAAGCGGAUGCCGUACAUCAAAACGGCCGAGUCGCCGUACGGUCACCUGGGUAUGGGCGCCGGCCAUCACACGUUCUCGAAGCUGCUGCACGACCCGCUGGGCAUGCCCAACCAUGGGCCGCCCACGCACUCCCAGUCCAGCCACUGCAGCUUCUCGCCGGUUCCGCCCAUCCCCGAGGACCGCGACUCGGCCAACUACUCCAUGAUCUCCGAUCAGGACCGGGAAAUGUACAUAAACGCCGGCCAGAUUAACCCCACGAUACACAUGCAGCAGCACUAGAGAGCCGUGUUGGGCCGUCGCCAUCUGGUUGUUCGAACGAGCACUAGCGACGCGCGUUGCAUGCAAGCUUGCAUUGAAGAUGGUCGAUUGUUCUCGCGCGCGCUCACAAGUGAUAAAGAAAACUAAUCAAAACCGAACAAGAUGGACGAGUAUUUUACAGAGAGACGGAUCAGUUCCAAUCCAAAACGCUAUCCAGGUUUUUAAGCGAAGAUGGCGUUCGAAUGGUGAACGCCCGAAAUGUCAAAAUCGCGCAGCAGCACCAACAUUAGAAAAAAUGUGGCUGUCAUGCCAUGGCACACUUUUUUCGUAAUGUUGGUACAACUGCGCGAUUUUGACACUUCGGGCGUUCACCAUUUGAACGCCAUCUUCGCUUAAAAACCUGGAUAUCAUUGUAAUUAAAAGAGCAACGUAACGUGUAAGCUUAAGUGUAGAAAAUUUACCAUUCAAUGCGCCUUCUUUCGAUUAAGUUUAACCGAAUAACUAAGAAUAGUUUCCGCGUAAACCAAAACCGGAAGGGUGGAAAAGUCGCACAAUUAAGUUAAGACAGUCGGUUUAGUUACAAUUCAGGUUAGGUUUGUACAUUGAUCAAUUCGCGGAAGCAGCAGCAGCAGCUCGUAAGUGUAAAUAUUAGAAUUUUAAAAAUAAAAAAAUAUCACAUUCUACACGCAUCGCAUUCACGGAAAAAAAUCGCUUCAAAUGAGCAUGAGUCACAUUUAUACAGCAUUUUAGGAGAUCGGAGAAUUUUAACUCACCUAACACACACACACACACGCGCAUAAUCGUUGAAAGUUUACUCUGCUUUGCAAAUCAAUACUUACAUUAACAAAUCAAUCACGAUCGAACUCGUUGGAGAAGGAAGGAUGAAUAAGACUGUGGGAUCCAAAAUUAGUGUGAUUAGUUGCAUUUUUUUUUAGUGUUUGUGGAGGCGACAGCUAUUUCUUGAUCUCUUUCUUUGGAGGUGCGUACUGCCCCUAAAGUGUAGUACGCUGCUAGUAAGGCAGGGGGUCAAAAAAAGAUUCAAAUUGGCAGAAGCUAGCAAAGAAAAUAUUUCUUUUUUUUUUGUUCUGCUGUCCGUAAAGCUUUUUCUAGGUCCCUUUUCUUUAGAGAAGCGUACUGGCCAAAAAAGCUUGAACCGCGUUCCUAGCUAAAUAUUGUUUUUGGAUUACUUUUGAAAUGUAUCUUCGUCAAUUUUGACAGCUCAGAUCGAUUCGACAUCUUUCACAUCAAUUUCAAAUCGCGUCAAGCAUUAAAUCGAUAGAUAAUUGUUAGUAUAACAAUACAGCUUAGCUGUGAUGUUGUACACUCAACCCCCGGUGGAUGGUCACUUUUUCGUUUGAAGUGACGAACUGUCACUUUUUACACGGCGCUCACGCACACUAUCAAAACACACGUUGGGUAGUGUGUGUGAACUCCGUGUAAAAGGGGUGUCAAACUAAAAAGUGACCCCGUUCGUUUGACAACAGUUGGUAUCAAACCGUCGGGGUUUAAAUGUAUACUGAAACCCCGAUGGUUUGACACCAAUUAUUGUCAAACGAACGUGGUCACUUUUCAGUUUGACACCCUCUUUACACAGAGCUCACACUUACUACCAAACGUUUGGUUUGAUAGUAAGUCUGCGUUUACCGGUGGUAACCCUUUUGAAAAGGGUAACGACAGGUAAACUUGAAAAAAGGUGGAAGUAACCUUUAAAAUGUGUUUUUCUACCUUAUUUUAACAGAUAAAAUGUAGACAGACCCCUUUUAGGGGUACUUCUGAUUUUGAGGGUACUGACUAUUUUUAUAGAAAGGUGUUGCUUCACUAACACUAAAUAAAUGCAACUGAAUGCUUCAAAUCUUUUUUGAGAUCAGAAUAUUAUAAUAUGACUUGUCUUAAAUCAAACUAUUUUGUUAAAGACGUAAUAAAAAUAGUUAUUAUUUAAUAUCAUCUACUUCAGAGAAAAACAAUAUGUUUUAAUUCAAUAAUCACGCAUCAAAUAGAGAAUUAGUGAAAACUUCAUUUACGUAAGCAAAAAAAACACGACCCAGGCAUAUCGGAUCAGUAAAAAACGUCAUAUCUAAAGCCGCAAACCAAAGCAAAUGGAACAAGCAAAGUUUAACAAUGAAUUUCUUCUCACCGGAAAGAGAUGCGCUAAGUAUUUUGAAAUAUUCGCAAAGGAAAGAAGCAAAGAAUCUCACAAACUCACACCGACCACAGACUACGCUACCAAUAAUACUCACACUCAUAUUUACCGGAAGCAAAGCACCUAUUGCCAUAUAUGUAUCGUGUCGCCAACAUAACUUAGGAAGGAAUAAAAAAACGGUAUUUUUUACAGGAAGCAACUCAAAGAAAGGUAGUUUUUAACCUGGGCAAAGGCUAAACAAAUCAGGAUCAUUUGCAGCAAAGAUUAGAAGAACAGAAAAACAAAAAAAACACAAGUAUAUCGUAACCACAGGACAAUAUUAUCAUGAGACAGAAUUUUAUACACGAAUAUAAAUCCUAAUGUUAUACAACAACAACAAGAACAGCACACACUCAAAAACGAACACCACGAAUGUAUUUGUGAGCAGCAGCAGCAACAACAACCACUAGAAAAGUGGGCGCGCGUGUAAGUGAGACUCAGCAAACUCCACACUAACACACUAUUAGUAGGAUUUACUCUCUCGCGCAAUCGAAACGAGGGAGAUCACACCAAUACACAGAGAAAAACUCGAGCUAGUCGUGUGGUGGUGCCACGUGUAGUUAAAAUUUACAAAUUUGUAAUGGAAAUUUUACAAACAACUAAACAACAACACUUUGCUAUUUAUCGUAGUCGGAAUGCUCUUAUAACUUUGUAAUGAAGUCGACUGGAGAAGAGGUGAAAGUCGAUGCUAAAGCAAAAACACACUAAUAUCUAUAUACUGAAUAUAUACACACACAUAAACUAGCUAAAACAAAACGCUGUCCGCUUCGUUUCAAACAAUUAUCAAACAGUCAAAAGCCGCAAACAAACACAGAAAUAUUAAAUGGGACUCACUCAAUGCCAGCAAGGUUACAGAAAACUAUAUUACAUGUCAAAAUGUAGAGGGAAAAACUACAAAACUGUGUAUGAAAGCGAUAAAAAUGAGACAUAAACUAACUGUGUAAGAUAAAUCAGCUAAGAAAAAAAAGUAUUAAACAAACGAAAUCUAUUAUAUCUAAUAGGCCACGGCCGCUGAAUUUUGUGCAGCAGCAAAUGGCUUAUUUUACGGAAUGCUUCACAUCUAAAUUAUUUAUCGAUUAGUUUUAAUCAAUUGGAAAAAAAUAAAACAGACUUUAGUUGAAAACCCAAUCGAA
This is a messenger RNA of Culex pipiens pallens (northern house mosquito), 8821 nucleotides long. It is a transcript of the gene tinc, whose product is annotated as protein tincar. The coding region runs from base 1643 to 5530 and encodes 1295 amino acids. NCBI's taxonomy places the organism in Eukaryota, Metazoa, Arthropoda, Insecta, Diptera, Culicidae. The record is from RefSeq and is a predicted model, not a curated record. The transcript has 10 exons.